Messenger RNA from Penicillium lagena, 1410 nucleotides. RefSeq lists its product as uncharacterized. The transcript is spliced from 2 exons. Gene Ontology annotation, cellular component: nucleus. NCBI's taxonomy places the organism in Eukaryota, Fungi, Ascomycota, Eurotiomycetes, Eurotiales, Aspergillaceae. The record is from RefSeq and is a predicted model, not a curated record. Bases 1 to 1410 code for a protein of 469 amino acids. Gene Ontology annotation, molecular function: zinc ion binding.
AUGUCCUACGCCGUGGAAUCCAAGAAGCGCAAAUUCCACCGCAUGCUAGAAUCCAUCUCCAAGCCCAUCACCGACAAUGUCUCCAAAGCAACAGCUUCCGCCACAACGUCCGCGACGGCGCAAGAUCGCCUCCCCGCGAACCUAUCAAUCAAGAAAGUCCGACUGAGUAGCGGCGACCAAUCGGAUCUGGCUGCAGUGCGCAACUCCAUCCAGAAGAUCUCCCGGCCUGCACACAGGCUCGCAUCCGCGUCGUCGAACAAGCGCCCAAGCUUCGUGCCUUGGGAUCGCGAGCGUUUCCUCGAGCGUCUGGAGACCUUCCGGCGUGUGGACCGGUGGACCUCGAAACCAAACCCCAUCAACGAGGUACAAUGGGCGAAGUGUGGUUGGAUUUGCACGGAUGCGAUGCGCGUGUCUUGCAUUAGUGGGUGUGGUGGCUCCGUGGUGGUUAAGCUGCCGGAUGAGAUUGAUGAGCUGGAUGGCUAUGACGCGGAGAAGGUGCAGGAGCGGAAAGAAGUCCGUGCAAAACUGGUCGAAGAAUUCGCGAAAUUACUACAUGAUGGCCAUGGUGAGAGCUGUCCGUGGCGGAACAGGGGUUGUGAUGGUUUGUACAGCCACGAUACCGGAUGGAUUUCCCUCUUUAACAUUUUACUAGACACCAUUCAACAUCUGCCGUUGACCAACGCCGACUCUGCCCUUGCGGGGCUUCGCAAACGCUAUUUGAACAUGUUGCAGAUGGGCGAUAAGCUACCGGCCGAUGAUGUUAUGCAAACACCAGAGAACUUUCAACUUGACGAGCUUUUGAAGAUCCUGCCCGAGGAUUGGUCGAAGACGUCCGACAAACCAGCAGAGAAUAACGAAGCAGCCAGCAGUGAGAACCAAGACAGCACAGAAGCCAAGGGUCUGUCGUCGACGGAGACUCCUCUAAAUCGCGCGGCAUUUACCCUAGCCUUUUUCGGCUGGGAUGCAGUAUCCGAUGGAGCCGCCGGUCUUGUCGGCUGUGGAGCGUGCUUCCGCCGUCUCGGUCUCUGGCUGUACAAGCCCAAGGCCAACGGCGAUGUAACCGUCUACGUUUCCUUGGACGUGGCAUCCGAGCACAUGGAGUACUGUCCAUGGAUUGACCGGAUCGCCCAGAGCGGCACAGGCAAGCCAAACCAGAGAACAGAGGAUUUACGGAGUGGCUGGGAGCUCGUGGCGCAAGCUGUACGGGUCAAGCAUCGCCGUCACCUCCGUUCGACGACACCCAUGGAUACAGUCCAGACGGACGCGAGUACCCCAUCGGCAGAUUUCGGAGAAGACGAUGAAAAUGACGAGGCAAAGAAGACUGCGGACCGUGAAUGGUGGGCAAAGAUUCGGCGCAUGAGGCAGUUGUUGACUACCAAGUCGCCCCGGCGGAAAUCGGUCAUUCAGUGA